AUGGGAUAUCGUCGACCUACACGAUGGUACCCUAGGGAAGACAAAAGGAGUAGAGGAGGACCACAAAAGAUGAGGUGGGAAGAUGACAUCAGACAAGUGGAAGGAGUGAUGUGGAACAGAGUGGCCCCAGAAAGAUAUGAAUGGAAAAGGUUUGAGGAGGCCAAGCGACUGGCAAACAGAUCUGCAGAAAUCAAGCAAAUUCCAAUGGAAUAG
Messenger RNA from Pieris macdunnoughi, 213 nucleotides. Lineage: Eukaryota; Metazoa; Arthropoda; Insecta; Lepidoptera; Pieridae. The record is from the annotation of a GenBank genome assembly.